GCGGGGAGGGGGAGGCCCGCGGCAGAGCGUGGGGUUAAGCGGCCUCCCCAGUACUGGGGUGAGAGCCCAGAACAGGCGGCAGGGUUCCCCCACCCCCAAACCCCAACCCCAAUCCCCGUGCUCGCUGCAGUGGGAUGUGAAAAGCCCGUUCCACGCUCUGGGCAGUUAGUCACCUUCCACUGGGACCCUCAGACGAGUGAGCGAACAUGAAGUCCAGUCCUGGCAUCCAAGCCGCCAUCGACCUAACAGCGGGAGCCGCCGGGGGAACAGCGUGUGUACUGACCGGGCAGCCCUUCGACACAAUAAAAGUGAAGAUGCAGACGUUUCCCGACCUGUACAAGGGCCUCACCGACUGCUUCCUGAAGACGUACACCCAAGUAGGUCUCCGGGGCUUCUACAGGGGCACUGGCCCGGCACUGAUGGCCUAUGUCGCCGAAAACUCGGUCCUCUUCAUGUGCUAUGGGUUUUGCCAGCAGUUUGUUAGGAAAAUGGCUGGACUGGACAAGCAGGCAAAGCUGAGUGAUCUACAGACUGCGACCGCGGGGUCCUUUGCCUCUGCAUUCGCCUCGUUGGCUCUCUGCCCCACUGAGCUUGUGAAGUGCCGGCUACAGACCAUGUAUGAAAUGGAGAUGUCAGGGAAGAUAGCAAAAAGCCAUAAUACAAUUUGGUCUGUCGUGAAGAACAUCCUUAAAAAGGAUGGCCCCUUGGGCUUCUACCACGGACUCUCCAGUACUCUACUUCAAGAAGUACCGGGUUACUUCUUUUUCUUUGGUGGCUAUGAACUGAGCCGAUCGUUUUUUGCAUCAGGGAGAUCAAAAGAUGAACUAGGCCCUGUCCAUUUGAUGUUAAGUGGCGGAGUUGCUGGAAUUUCUCUCUGGCUUGUCGUGUUCCCAGUGGAUUGUAUUAAAUCCAGAAUUCAGGUUCUUUCUAUGCAUGGAAAACAGGCAGGAUUUGUUGGUACCCUCUUAAGUGUCGCAAAAAAUGAAGGAAUAGCAGCCUUAUAUUCUGGACUGACAGCUACUAUGAUUCGAGCAGUCCCUGCAAAUGGGGCGCUGUUUGUGGCCUAUGAAUACAGCAGGAAGAUGAUGAUGAGCCAGCUGGAAGCAUACUGAAGUGUCUUGGUGGACCGGGAUCCGAGUCCAUGACUCUGAGGACUACAGUUCAUCACAGGGUUCAACACAGUACAAGACCAAUGUGAAUUCUGACUUCAUGGGAAUUUUGGUUUUAUCUUCCCUUAUUCUACCCUAAACCUUAAUUUUAUGGAAGGGCGUGUGUUUUACAUCAUAUAAUUUCUGCCCAUAUUUGUAUUGAAAUAGAAAAGUUGCUGCUCUUGCCUUUGCUGGGAUGUACAGGGUGGACUGGUUGGCCCUAUGUACCUAAUCUGAAAAACUAAGUAUCAUUCUGUCAGGGCCUUUGCAUAAACCUGUUUGUGUGUACAUGCAGUUUGGAUGGUAAUAUGUUGUGAGUAAAACAAUUUGGUUCUAUGUAUAAUCUCCAAUAUCACCCCCCAAAACCCAGAAUUGACCAUAUUUUGUGAAAUAGGUAAGAAUGAUUGCAUAGGAUCUCUCUUUGUUUUUUUGGAGACGGAGUCCCACUCUGUCACCCAGGCUGGUGUGCCACAGCCUGGCACACCAAGAUGUGCCACACUAAGAUGUGGGGAGCCACAUCUUAGCUCACUGCAAUCUCUGCCUCCCCGGUUCAAGCAAUUCUCCCACCUCAGCCUCCUGAAUAGCUGGGAAUACAGGCACCCGCCACCAUGCCCGGCCGAUUUUUGUAUUUUUAGUAGAGACGAGGUUUCACCAUGUUGGCCAGGCUGGUCUUGAACUCCUGACUUCAAGUGAUCUGCCUGUCUUGGCCUCCCAAAGUGCUGGAAUUACAGGCAUGAGCCACCACACCUGGCCAGGAUCUCUUGUAAAGUCUGCUUAACAUGUGCACUACAUUAGGCGGUUAAAGUUUUGAAAAGUCUUCAUGUGGUAGUUGAAAACCAAAAUACCCUGUAUUUUUAAGAGGAGAAGGUGCCUGCAUACGGGUGUGGUUUUGACAUUCUUGAGUUAAGUUUCAGAGUAAGCAUUGUGUAUUUUCCCAAGAAGCAAUACCCUUAAAAUAGUGCUAUCCAUUUUCAAAGUGAGAUUAUAUUCUGCAUCCUGCCUAUAUGGUUAGGGGUGGUCUAGAGUAUCAUCAGGACUUGGGGAAUCAGCACAGCCUUCCUGCACCAGCUUCCUUUCUCCCCCUCAAAGGAGCUGGAGCUGUACAGCUAUGCUUUGAUGAAGACCCUUGUGGCUGAUAACAGUUCUUAGCUUCCAGUCUCUGGGUCCUGGCCUGGGUAGGAUUCUAGGGUGUUCUAUUGGCCCAUUUUGGGGUUGUCGAUGCAUUCUGGGUGACUCACUGUCUCCAUCAGCCAGAAACCCUCCAGGGGAACAGAAAGUGCCAAAGCUAGGAGAAGCUUUUGUUCCCUGUUUGCUAAGAACACUUGUGAGUAAAAGUCAUCUACUCUCAGGUAGAACUAAAUAGAACUUAGUGCUUUCACUACACAGUGAGUCAUGUUAGGGACAAGCUCUUUUUGAAAUUUAUCUUGAGGUCCAUAAUACCUUCUCAUGCCUUUACAGUGCUAGAGUCUUCUAAAUCUGGUACUUGCCAACAGUAAGUUUUAAUGAUAACUGUGUAUGGGAUGUGACUAAACAAUGAAACAUAAGAAAAGUAAUUUUAUUAAAUUAUAUACCAUAUAUAUGUAUAUGUACACUUACAAAACCCCUCCGAAACAAAGACCGACUCCCCACCCCAAAACGUAGUUCAUCUAUCUGAUCCCCACAGACUUGGAGAUAAGCACCUGUUCUGUGGCCAUGUCAUUCUCGUCACCAGUAAAGUAAGCCCCAUUAUUCUGUGUUGCUCCAAGUCCACCAGCAGAGUCUGUUUCAGUAACAAGUUUUCUUAAGCAGCCUCUAAAGCUGAAAAGAAGGAGGCUACCCGUCUUAAUAACAGUCUGUACCAUGUGUGUUUAUCACUUGGCAGAAUGUAAUUCCUGUGAGAAACUGUUUACUCAAGCUUUUUGCUAUCUUUGAAGCCUCUGUGGUAACUCUAGCCUUAGUGCCAGAAGCAAGAGGGUCAGGGAAAUGAGAUAUUGACCAGUAAAGGCUGCUGUGGACAUUUAGGGGAGGGGAGGCUCAGUGUCAGCCCUGCUGUGCCCCAGAGUUAUGGCUGGCCUUCCAUUUAUUUACUUUACUUUAAAAGAAAAUCAUGUUUACACUUUAAAGUCAUUUAUAAAGUUAAGUGAUAUAUUCCAUACUUAAAUGGUCAGUAGCUAUGGAGUGGUGCUUCAUCAGAGCAGGCCUAUACUAAAUAGAAAAUGGGACUGGCGUUUGACAGUAAGUGGAUCAUUUCAGAGUCCACAGUCGCCCUGUCUGUGAGCUAGUCUAAGUUAGCUUUGUGGUCAGCGUAACUUCUUACGUGUCAUCCAUUAAAGAUUUAAAUCAAUACCUUCGACAAAAAUAGUAUGAGGCAAGUGAGAGGGGUGGGAGGGAGGAAUCCAAAUCUAAGUCAGGAGAAUUCUUUUCCUGCCCUAUUCGUUUAAUUUAUGGUUCAAUAUUUGGGUAUAAUUUGUAUCAUUUCAGACUCCAAACAAAAGUAUAGUAAUUUGAAAUACGGUGUUUAAAGAAAUUUGAGGGUUCUAUCACUAAAUUAUCUAUAUAAUAUGUCUUUAACUCACACCAUUUACAAUGUAUUGUAAUGAGCUCUGAGUGUUCCAACACUAAUGGUGUCCGUUUUCUCUCUUCAAGGAUCUGACAGUCUAGAUGUUUGUUCUGUAGUUAGAAGAGUGAUACUUCGAAAUAAAAUUUAGAAGGAAAACGUGGAAUCCAAAUUUUAUACUGUGUGUGCAAUCAGUGUUGGAUUUAGGGAACUGUCUCUGAAUUUAGGGAACUGUCCCCUUAGUUGUAUUUUUGUAUUGUGGCUUUUUAUAUUCUUUAAGUUAGUGCCAUGGUAUUUGUUUCCAAGAUUGAAAUUGAUCAAAUCAUUUUUAUGAUGCCUAGCCUCAUUUUAAAAUUUUCUUCACUUCCACAUAGCAAGCUUUGUCCCUUAACUUUGAAAAAUCUUUUCUGUAAUUUAUUAUA
Messenger RNA from Callithrix jacchus (white-tufted-ear marmoset), 4106 nucleotides. Its product is annotated as mitochondrial ornithine transporter 2. Gene Ontology annotation, biological process: mitochondrial L-ornithine transmembrane transport. Gene Ontology annotation, cellular component: mitochondrion. The record is from RefSeq and is a predicted model, not a curated record. Lineage: Eukaryota; Metazoa; Chordata; Mammalia; Primates; Cebidae. Gene Ontology annotation, molecular function: L-ornithine transmembrane transporter activity.